This is a messenger RNA of Striga hermonthica, 1581 nucleotides long. Lineage: Eukaryota; Viridiplantae; Streptophyta; Magnoliopsida; Lamiales; Orobanchaceae. The record is from the annotation of a GenBank genome assembly.
AUGGAGAACGCCUCUAAACGACCGCUCCUGGCGCCGGCGGAGGACGAGCAGGCGGAGCCGGAACUGUCGGUGCAGGACUACCUCGUCUACCGGUGGUCGACCCACUCCUUCGUCACCUCCCACUCCUUCAUUACCUCCUUCGUUGACGAUGGUGACGACAUCCCUCCGAUCUCCAGCGCCCGCCAGUUCUCCAAAGCAUUCGCACGGGAGUCCAAGAAGCUGUGGUAUCUGGCCGGCCCCGCCAUCUUCACCUCCCUCUGCCAGUACUCGCUCGGCGCCAUCACCCAGACCUUCGCCGGCCACGUCGGCACCCUAGAUCUCGCUGCCUUCUCCAUCGAGAAUUCUGUCAUCGCCGGACUAUCCUUCGGUGUUAUGCUGGGAAUGGGAAGCGCUCUGGAGACCCUGUGCGGGCAGGCGUACGGCGCUGGGCAAGUAGAUAUGCUGGGAAUAUAUAUGCAGCGGUCGUGGGUGAUCCUACUCUGCACCGCCUUCAUCCUCAUGUUCCUCUACAUCUUCGCGCUGCCUUUCCUGCUGCUGAUCGGGCAGACGGAGGACAUCUCACGCGCCGCCGGCAAAUUUGCCAUCUGGAUGAUCCCACAGCUCUUCGCCUACGCACUCAAUUUCCCCAUCGCCAAGUUCUUGCAGGCGCAGAGCAAGAUCAUGGCCAUGGCCUGGAUCUCAGCAGUGGCCCUGGUGCUCCACGUUUUCUUCAGCUGGCUGCUUAUGCUGAAACUCGGGUGGGGGAUGGCUGGCGGCGCGUUGGUCCUAAACGCGUCUUGGUGGUUCAUAGUGCUGGCGCAGCUGGCCUACAUAUUCUGCGGCGCGUGCGGGAGGACGUGGACUGGGUUCUCGCGGAGGGCUUUCCAGAAUCUCAGGGGUUUCGUCCGAUUAUCUCUUGCCUCCGCUCUCAUGCUCUGCUUAGAGACGUGGUAUUUCAUGGCACUGGUCUUAUUUGCUGGGUAUUUGAAGAAUGCUGAGGUUGCAGUUGAUGCUUUAUCCAUAUGCACAAACAUAGUAGGGUGGACAGUGAUGGUAGCCAUUGGAUUCAAUGCAGCAAUCAGCGUAAGAGUGUCUAAUGAAUUAGGGGCAGAUCAUCCUCGGACAGCCAAGUUUUCUGUACUUGUGGUGGUGGUAUCUUCAUUCCUAAUCGGCCUCCUUAUUGCCGGCUUUCUUCUCAUCUUCCACAACCAAUAUCCUUCAUGGUUCUCCAACAGUUUGGAAGUCAAGGAAAUCGUGUACCAGCUCACACCUCUCCUAGUUUUCUGUAUUGUGGUCAACAAUGUCCAACCUGCUCUUUCAGGUGUGGCUAUUGGGGCAGGAUGGCAAGCUUUGGUUGCUUACGUCAAUAUUGCAUGCUACUAUCUGUUUGGAAUCCCAUUGGGUCUUAUACUUGGUUAUGCAGUUAACAUGGAUGUUAAAGGCAUAUGGUAUGGGAUGGUGGCAGGAACACUUGUACAGACGCUGUUCCUCUUUUUGAUCGUCUACAAAACUAAUUGGCAGAAAGAGGCUUCUGUGGCAGCUCUAAGGAUCAAGAUGUGGGGAGGAGAAGCAGAUUCUAAAGCAAAUGACAUCGAAAAAUAA